GGUAGCUGUGAGGAUGGAAAAGAGAGUGUGUGUCAUCCAAACGGACUUCCAUCAGUACCGACCUACAAUCAGACCACCAACACGUGAGGAGGACACUGUCCACGUAUCGGAACUGUGCUGUGUCCACCUGGAGAAGACACAACGUGAGCUAGAGCGGCAGCUAUCUGGCUUGUCAGAGUGUCUGGGAGAAGGGGAGGUCCGUUCAACUCGGCUGGUUCACCACAGAGACAGGAUGGAGGAAGAGUGUAACAGCCUCAGACAAGACCUAGACCAACUGGAGGGUGCCCUUAUUGCAUGUGAACGGGAUAAAGAGCAAGCCAUGGAGGACCUGCACAGGGAAGAGGAGAAGGUGGAUCUGUUGACCCAGCAGAAAACCCAACUACAGAUGCAAGUAGAAGAUCUAGAGUGUCAACUGGAGCAAGAGCGAUAUCAGCGAGAGGAGCUGGAAAAGAACAGUAAGAAGAUAGAAGGGGACAAUCUGUCUACUCAGGAGAGUCUGGAAGGGGUGGACAAGACGAGGAAUGGUCCGGAAGACACAAUCAGAAGGAAAGAUAUGGAGAUAAACAAUAUUCAGUCCAAACUUGAAGCUGAAGAGACCCUUAUCAAUGGAUUGCAGAAAAAGAGCAGAGAACUGCAGAACUUUAUGGAGUUUUAUGGAGAACGGACCCCUUAA
This is a messenger RNA of Syngnathoides biaculeatus (alligator pipefish), 673 nucleotides long. Its product is annotated as myosin-6-like. Lineage: Eukaryota; Metazoa; Chordata; Actinopteri; Syngnathiformes; Syngnathidae. The record is from RefSeq and is a predicted model, not a curated record. The transcript has 6 exons. The coding region runs from base 14 to 673 and encodes 219 amino acids.